Messenger RNA from Olea europaea var. sylvestris, 330 nucleotides. Its product is annotated as agamous-like MADS-box protein AGL62. Gene Ontology annotation, molecular function: RNA polymerase II cis-regulatory region sequence-specific DNA binding; protein dimerization activity; DNA-binding transcription factor activity, RNA polymerase II-specific. Lineage: Eukaryota; Viridiplantae; Streptophyta; Magnoliopsida; Lamiales; Oleaceae. The coding region runs from base 1 to 330 and encodes 109 amino acids. The record is from RefSeq and is a predicted model, not a curated record. Gene Ontology annotation, biological process: regulation of transcription by RNA polymerase II. The transcript has a single exon.
AUGGUGAUCAUGGAGAAGAAAACGCAGAGUAGAAGGAAGAUUGAAAUGAAGAAAAUAAAAAAAUUGAGCAACAGGCAAGUGACUUUUUCCAAACGUCGAGUCAGUCUUUUCAAGAAAGAGAGCAAAAUCUGUGUUCUGACCGGCACUGAAGUCGCCAUUGUCAAAAUCUGUGUUCUGACCGGCACUGAAGUCGCCAUUGUCGUACAAUCCUUGACCGGCAAACGCGUCUUUACUUUUGGGCACUCCAGCGUGAAUUCCAUAAUUGCUCGGAUCAAGAAUGAAAUUACAUAUGAUGGGUCUGCGAAAAACUACAACAAAACGCCAGAUUAA